Rhizoctonia solani is the source of this 2379-nucleotide messenger RNA. Its product is annotated as pre-mRNA polyadenylation factor PF I, YSH1-component related protein. Gene Ontology annotation, biological process: mRNA 3'-end processing by stem-loop binding and cleavage. NCBI's taxonomy places the organism in Eukaryota, Fungi, Basidiomycota, Agaricomycetes, Cantharellales, Ceratobasidiaceae. The record is from RefSeq and is a predicted model, not a curated record. Gene Ontology annotation, cellular component: mRNA cleavage and polyadenylation specificity factor complex. The coding region runs from base 1 to 2379 and encodes 792 amino acids. The transcript is spliced from 11 exons. Gene Ontology annotation, molecular function: RNA endonuclease activity; 5'-3' exonuclease activity; RNA binding.
AUGAACGACGCCGACUCGCCUAUUCUCUCUUUGACUAUGCUUGGCGCCGGUCAAGAGGUCGGUCGUUCUUGCUGUGUAAUAAAGUAUCGUGGUAAAACUGUUGUGUGUGACGCGGGUGUGCAUCCUGCCCAUUCGGGUCUCGCAAGUUUACCGUUUGUGGACGAAUUGGAUUGGAGUACUGUAGAUGCGAUAUUGGUUACUCACUUUCAUUUAGAUCAUGCGGCUAGUUUGACGUACGUCAUGGAAAAAACGAAUUUUAAAGAAGGAAAAGGAAAGGUCUACAUGACACACCCGACUAAGGCCGUAUACAAGUACAUUAUGCAAGAUUUUGUUCGCAUGGCUACUGCCGGGAACGAAUCUCUUUAUACUCCACUGGACGUCUCACUCUCCCUCUCGCACAUCAUCCCCAUCUCGGCUCACCAACUCAUCUCUCCCACCCCUGGAUUGUCCUUUACACCCUACCACGCAGGUCACGUUCUAGGCGCAUGCAUGUUCCUGAUCGACAUUGCAGGCCUCCAAAUCCUCUACACGGGCGACUACUCCCGAGAAGAAGACCGCCACCUCGUCCGCGCCGAACUCCCACCCAUCCGCCCGGACCUGCUCAUCGUCGAAAGCACGUACGGAGUCCAAGGCCACGAAGCCCGCGAAUCUCGCGAGGCGCGGUUCACAUCGAGCGUGCACACGAUCGUGAAACGCGGUGGACACGUGUUGCUUCCUGUCUUUGCGCUCGGGCGCGCUCAGGAAUUGUUGUUGAUCUUGGACGAGUACUGGGCCGCGCAUCCCGAGUUGCAUGGUGUCCCGGUUUACUACGCGAGUAAUUUGGCGAGAAAGUGUAUGGCGGUGUAUCAGACUUAUAUUCAUACCAUGAACUCGCAUAUUCGCUCGAGGUUCGCAAGAAAGGAUAAUCCAUUUGUGUUCAAGCAUAUCUCGCAUUUACCCGCCACUCGUGGAUGGGAACGUAAAAUCGCUGAAGCAGGCCCGUGUGUAAUUCUAGCCUCGCCCGGAUUCAUGAGCAGCGGACCCAGUCGCGAACUCCUCGAACUCUGGGCUCCAGACGCCAAGAACGGAGUGAUUAUUACUGGGUACUCGAUAGAAGGAACCAUGGCAAGGGAUAUUAUUCUCGAACCGGACGAGAUCAAGCCAUACCGUUCGGAUGGACCUGACGGGAAUAAAAUGAUUCCGCGUAGGUUAUCGGUUGAGUAUAUAUCUUUCAGCGCGCAUGUCGAUGGACCUCAGAAUACGGAGUUUAUCGAGGCUGUCGGAGCGAGGCAUGUAAUCCUCGUGCACGGCGAACAAACUGCCAUGGGCCGUCUGCGUGGAUCAUUGCAAGCCCGAUACAAGGACAGGGACGAAGAUGUCAAGGUCCAUGCUCCCAAAAAUCUAGAAACUCUGAAACUCAGUUUCAGAGGCGAACGAGUAGCCAAGGCCAUUGGUAGCUUGGCAACCCCUCUUCCAUCAGUGGGAUCCACGCUCUCGGGACUCCUUAUCUCAAAAGAUUACUCUUACACGCUCUUGUCCACGAAAGACCUUCGCGAUUUUACGGGUCUGUCGUUGAGUACUGUUACCCAGAAACAGCGCGUCCCGCUUACCGUCGGAUGGGCUCUUGUCCGAUAUCACUUGGAGGGAAUGUUUGGAACCGUUAAAGAGGGACAGGAUGAGGAAGGUUUACCUGUCCUACGGGUCAUGAACGCAGUUGAUGUCAAGCUCGCUUCCGAACAAGAACUCGUGCUCGAAUGGAUUUCGGGCUCAAGUAGCGAUAUGAUUGCGGACGCUGCUGUUGCACUUGUCCUUGGAAUCGAUAGAAGUCCUGCAUCCGUGAAACUGACUUCACACCCUCAUUCGCACCCUCAUUCUCAUGACCCAACAACUACCGACCCCGAGAAGCACUCUGCAGAACGUCUUCAGCAUGUUGUUGAAUUUUUGGAGGCACACUUUGGAGAUGUUGAAUUUGUGGAUCCUAGUCAACAAGGAGAUGUCAGUAUGAGCGAGACAGCGGACACAAAGACCGAAAUGGAGGUUGAAUCGAAACCCGAAGCCGGCGACGCAAAGCCCGAGAACGUAGACGAAGAAACCAAGGACCUUGACAUGGACGAUGCCGAAGGUGACCAAGAUUAUAAAAGGCCUAACAGAAUGCCUAUCCCCUUGGGUCCUCACUUGCUAGUCAAAGUCGACAACUAUGAAGCGCGCGUUAGCAUUCCUUCUAUGGCCGUGUCAUGCGACUACGAUCCCCUCCGUCGCCGGGUUAACGCUGUUUUAGAGAUGGCUGUUGCUACCAUAGAUACUCUGGCCGACUCUUAUGAAGUCACCGGACAGAAUGAGGUUUCUGUACAGGCAAUUAGAGAAGACACGAAAGAGAUGAUGAUCGAAUCGAGUGCUUAA